Messenger RNA from Prunus dulcis (almond), 678 nucleotides. RefSeq names its product auxin-induced protein 15A-like. The record is from RefSeq and is a predicted model, not a curated record. Gene Ontology annotation, biological process: response to auxin. Lineage: Eukaryota; Viridiplantae; Streptophyta; Magnoliopsida; Rosales; Rosaceae. The coding region runs from base 73 to 345 and encodes 90 amino acids. The transcript has a single exon.
ACCAAGCAUAUCAAAGCUUUCUCUGUUUGAAAACUUCCUUCUUGGUAUUUAUUUCAAGAAAAUUUCAAAACCAUGGGUUUCCGGUUGCCUAGUAUUGUACAUGCUAAGAAAAACCAAACACCUUCAAAGUCCUUAGAUGUCCCUAAAGGCUAUUUUGCAGUCUAUGUUGGGGAGAGCAAGAAGAAGAGGUUUGUGAUCCCAGUAUCAUACUUGAACCAGUCCUCUUUUCAAGAUUUGUUAAGUCUAGCAGAAGAAGAAUUUGGGUAUGAUCAUCCAAUGGGAGGUAUUACAAUCCCAUGCAGUGAAGAUGCCUUCCUUGAUCGCACCUCCAGCUUCAGUGUAUGAGCAGAAGCGAGCCUCCAUAUAUAUACACAAUUUUCACACCGGAGGUUGCAGGUGUACAAAGGAGCACUUGUCUACCCAGCUAACUUGAAAGGUCUAUCUUCCAGUGACAUGAUGAUAUCCUUUGAUGGGAGCGGCCUUUAGCAAUCACCAAUUAGAACUUCAAAUGCUAGUGAGCUGAGGAGAAAAUUGCCAGCCUAGUGGACAUAAAUUCCCUGACAUGUAUUUUUAGAAGAAUAUAAUGACCUAUAUUACUUUGAAUUUGAAAGAUGGCAAGACAUUUAUUUUCACCCCCAUGUACUCUGUUGUCCUGCAAGGAAACUUGAGAUUAGAAUA